Postia placenta MAD-698-R-SB12 is the source of this 2154-nucleotide messenger RNA. RefSeq lists its product as hypothetical. The record is from RefSeq and is a predicted model, not a curated record. Gene Ontology annotation, biological process: malate-aspartate shuttle; L-glutamate transmembrane transport; aspartate transmembrane transport. Bases 15 to 2069 code for a protein of 684 amino acids. NCBI's taxonomy places the organism in Eukaryota, Fungi, Basidiomycota, Agaricomycetes, Polyporales, Adustoporiaceae. The transcript has 18 exons. Gene Ontology annotation, molecular function: L-aspartate transmembrane transporter activity; calcium ion binding; L-glutamate transmembrane transporter activity.
CGUGAGGCUUGACAAUGUUUCCCUUCACGCUGCCGCGCAUCUUCCCGACCGUGCACGCUGACUCGGAUGAGCUCGCGGUCUCUGCACGCACGGUCUCAACUUUACGACACGUCCGGAACGCCAUGGCGGUCCCCGAGACGGAGAUUAAGCGGUGGAGGCGCGCCUUCGAUGUGAACGCGCAGACGGUGGUGGACGGGCAGAAGUACUUGAGCAGCGAGCAGUUCGUGAACGCGAUCGCGCCCUCGGGGGACUUGACGAAAAUUGGCCGGCAGCAGUUCGCGAUCUUGUUCAAGGUCGCGGACUCGAGCAAGCGGGGCGCCGUGUCCUGGGACGACUUCGUGGUGUUCGAGACGUUGCUGAAGAGGCCUGAUGCGGACUACUGGAUUGCUUUCCAGUACUUUGACGUAGAUGACUCGGGCACCAUCACUUUCGAUGAGUUCAAGAAUGUCUUCAAUGCUAAUGUUGGGACACACGCUAUCCCAUUCGAUUUCGACAGUGACUGGGUAAAGCUUUACCUUGGUACCAAAAAUGGACAACACGUCCUCGGAUACAACGAGUUCACUCAGUUGAUGAAGGGUCUGCAAGGCGAACGGCUACGUCAAUCAUUCAAGUACCUAGACAAGGAUCGGGACGGUUUCAUUCUCCCAGAAGAGUUCAAGAGGAUCAUCCUAGAAAUUGCUGGACAUAAACUAUCCGAGGCUACCAUAGAGCGACUGCCGACACUCACUGUCCUUUCCCCUGGGGGCCGGAUUUCAUAUUCUGAAGUCAUAGCGUUCCAUAAUAUUAUCAGAGAGAUGGACAUGAUCGAGCGUAUCAUCCGUGAAGCGAUCGCGAAGUCGAAAGAUGGGCGAAUUGACCAAUCGGACUUCUUGAAUUACUGCGAAACGAGCACCCGCUAUUCCCUGUUCACGCCUAUGGAAGCACAGAUCAUUUUCCACUUCGCGGGCCGUGGCAACCCGAUGCAACGCCUGGCCUUGCUAGAUUUUGCGUCGUUGCUUGAUCCGCGGUGGCGGGCGCCCUUGGAGCGGCACGAAGAAGAGACUCCGGCUACGACAUCGUUCGUACAUUCGGUUGCGCAUUCAGUAUAUAACUUCGUGCAAGGAGGCUUCGCCGGUGCUUUCGGUGCGACCAUCGUAUACCCAAUUGACCUCGGUGAUAUGCAAAAUCAACGCAGUUCAGUCGUUGGACAAUUGCUGUACAAGAACAGUCUCGACUGUGUCAAGAAAGUGUUCCGCAACGAAGGCUUUGUAGGAUUCUACCGGGGAUUGGGACCACAGCUGAUUGGUGUCGCACCAGAGAAGGCAAUCAAAUUGACAGUCAAUGACUUUGUCCGGUCUCGUGCUAUGGAUCCUGAGACAGGCAGGAUCAAAUUGUUCUGGGAAUUGGUCGCUGGUGGUACGGCUGGCGGUUGUCAGGUGAUAUUCACGAACCCCCUCGAGAUCGUAAAGAUCCGUCUCCAAAUCCAAGGCGAAGCUGCCAAGCUCGAGGGGGCCGCACCGAAGGGUGCAGCUCACAUCAUCCGUCAACUUGGUUUGCUCGGUCUGUACAAGGGCGCUAGCGCCUGUCUGCUGCGUGAUAUCCCGUUCUCGGCUAUCUACUUUCCGGCAUACUCACACCUAAAGAGGGACGUGUUCCACGAGGGCUACAAUGGGAAACAACUGUCAUUCCUCGAGACGUUGGCGUCUGCUGCCAUCGCUGGAAUGCCCGCCGCAUAUUUCACGACACCUGCAGACGUGGUAAAGACGCGGCUGCAGGUAGAGGCGCGUUCGGGACAGACGACAUACAAGGGCAUGGGUGAUGCGUUCGUGAGGAUCUACCAAGAAGAAGGCUUCAAGGCGUUCUUUAAAGGCGGACCGGCUCGAAUCAUUCGAAGCAGCCCACAGUUUGGAUUCACACUGGUCGCGUACGAGUAUCUUCACAAGUUCUUCCCCUAUCCAUUCAACGGGCAGGGCAAGGAGAUCGAGACCGCGUACACCAGCCAACCAGAGGACCUGGCCAAGAUUCGCGCGCGAAAUGCGCUCAAGAUUCUGCUGGACGUGCAUGGUGACUUCGGGCGGCGGACGACAUGAUGUUGGGUGCUGUGUAGCUGUGUGGACUACCGUACUUCUGUUCUUAUUGGUUGCUGUGCGGAAUAUCAUGCAUCUAUCCGAUUCC